Messenger RNA from Aspergillus niger, 471 nucleotides. RefSeq lists its product as uncharacterized. Lineage: Eukaryota; Fungi; Ascomycota; Eurotiomycetes; Eurotiales; Aspergillaceae. The record is from RefSeq and is a predicted model, not a curated record. The transcript has 2 exons. The coding region runs from base 1 to 471 and encodes 156 amino acids.
AUGGCCCCUCCCAUCCUCCACCGCGUAAUCCACGGCCACUCCACCCCCGAGCCAUGGCAAAAGGCUCUUUUAACAGUCAAGCCUGCAAUCCUGCAUGGAUACCGACGACAUAGAGUUCGUGAUGGCGAGGCAUCUGUGCUAGGCACAGUAGUGUGGGGAUUGACAGAUGGGGACAUGUAUCGAUUGGAUCGGUUCGAGGGGAGUGAGUAUGAGAAGAGGGUGGCUAGGGUGAGGGUUUUAGAGAACCAUCAUCAUGAUGAGGGUGAUAAUGGGAAAGCAGGGGAUAUACAAGAGGUUUUGGAUGCAGCGGAGACAGAGGGCAGCGAGACAAAGGAGGGGAAAGAAGUAGAGGCCGUGACCUAUGUGUGGACUGCUGGUAAGGAGCGUUUAGAGGAUGCCGAGUGGGACUUUGAAGCCUUCAAGCGGGAUAAGAUGGCGUGGUGGGUGGAGGCGGAUGAGAAGGAUUGGUAG